Molecule: messenger RNA, 1143 nt
Organism: Rotaria sp. Silwood2
Lineage: Eukaryota; Metazoa; Rotifera; Eurotatoria; Philodinida; Philodinidae
Source: the annotation of a GenBank genome assembly
AUGUUUUUAUUCUUUUCAGGGCCACAACCGUUUCGCGGAUUUAUUCGGUUACUCAUUCGUCUUUGCAUAUCGGAUACAUUUACUUCAUCAUUAUCAGAUAAUACUAAUAAAGAUACAAUAUCUUCAUCAGUUGAAUCACAUUCAACAACAUCAAAUUUUACUCGUUAUCACUUUUUUAAAUUAAUUUUUUCAUUUUUUGGUCUUCAAAUUUCUUAUCUAUUAUGGGGUUUAUUACAAGAACGUAUUAUGACUCGUACAUAUGAUAAUGAAAAAUUUACAAAUUCUCAAUUUCUUGUUCUGGCUAAUCGAUUUUUAGCUAUGAUAGUUGCUUAUAUAUCAUUAAAAAUAUUUUAUCCAACGAAAAAAGUUGUAUCAAUAGGGCCACCAUUAUAUCAAUAUGGUAUUAUAUCCUAUGCUAAUUGUAUGUCAACAUGGUUUCAAUAUGAAAGUCUUUUAUAUAUUAGUUUUCCUGUUCAAGUUAUUGCUAAAAGUAUUAAAACAAUACCAGUUAUGAUUGUUGGAAAAUUUGUUUCAGGUAAAACAUAUCCAUUAAGACAAUAUUUAUUGAUGUUACUAAUGGCUGUUGGUAUUGCACUUUUUUUAUCUGGUUAUCAUGUAAAUGAUACAAUUAAAUUACCAUUGAAGAAAGCUACACAAAAUACAACAACAAUAAAUGGAUUGAUCUUACUUAUAUGUUAUUUAUUUUUUGAUGCUUUUACAUCAAACUAUCAAAAAAAAGUAUUUGAUCAUUAUUCAAUAUCGUUUCUUAAUAUGAUGCUUUCUGUUAAUUGUAUCUCAACAGUUCUAACUUGUACAUCUCUUAUUUUCAAUGGCACUCUACUUGAAUGUAUAUUAUUUAUGCAACGACAUCAAUCAUUUCUUAUACAUGCAUUUGCAACAUCAAUAUGUUCAUCAAUUGGACAAUUAUUUAUAUUUUCAACAAUAGAAGAAUUUGGUCCAGUUGUAUUUACAAUUAUAAUGACCAUACGACAAGCAUUUAGUAUUCUUCUAUCAUGUAUAUUUUAUGGUCAUUAUUUAAGUUGGUAUUCAAUUUUUGGUAUACAUAUAGCAUUUUUGGCUAUUUUUAUUCAUGCUUUUCAUCAAUUUAAAAGAAGCAAACAAUCAAAUAGUAGCGUCGUUUAA